Messenger RNA from Photinus pyralis (common eastern firefly), 972 nucleotides. RefSeq names its product sepiapterin reductase. NCBI's taxonomy places the organism in Eukaryota, Metazoa, Arthropoda, Insecta, Coleoptera, Lampyridae. Gene Ontology annotation, molecular function: sepiapterin reductase (NADP+) activity. The transcript is spliced from 2 exons. The coding region runs from base 158 to 931 and encodes 257 amino acids. The record is from RefSeq and is a predicted model, not a curated record. Gene Ontology annotation, biological process: tetrahydrobiopterin biosynthetic process.
GGACACGCCGAUUGAACCGUCGCCGAUCUUGCGUACGAUUGCACCAUCGAAACAGGCACUAACGGAAGGUGAACUCGUCACCUUAAUUCAAUACGACCAGUUGGUUAACGGGGAACAACAAUCAAAACCAAACACUGACUAGGGACCCAGCCUUAAGAUGACUGCGGUAGAUUUCUCGAAAAAAACCUUAGUUAUCGUAACCGGUGCAUCUCAAGGUAUCGGUAGGACGAUUGCUGUUGACAUUUCCAAGUCUCUGAUUGCAAAUUCCAAAAUAAUUUUAAUCGCCCGUUCCGAAUCAGGACUAAAUGCCACAAAAGAAUCGAUUGCCAAGGUGAACAAGGCAAUUAACGUCGAGGUCAUUCCAUUAGAUUUAACUAAGCCGAGCCUGGAGGAGUGUUCCAACAUACUCAAAGGGCAUUGCGACGCCCAGCAGGCCAUAAUCUUUCAUAAUGUCGGACAGGUCGGAAAAUUGACCUCUUGUGUUACUUUGACCGACAUUCAGUUGUGGCGAGAUUAUUUCGACUUAAACGUUUUCUCGGUCAGUAUGCUUAAUGGCCUGUUCGUAUCAAGCCUGAAGGGGAAAGUAGACAAGCUGUUUGUCAUUAAUAUAACAUCGCUAUGCGGCAGAAUACCGUUUCGUAAUAUGGCAAUGUACGGCGCGGGAAAAGCGGCACGCUGUCUUUAUUUUCAGGUGUUGGCGGUCGAGGAGGAGGACGUGGUCGUGUUGAAUUACUCCCCCGGACCUGUCGACACGGCGAUGAUUGAGGAAAUCAUAGGCACGGCGGAGAGUAAAGAGCUUAAGGGCGAUUUCAUCUCGAUGAAGGAAACUAAAAAGAUGCUCACUCCGAGCCAGUCAGUUAAUAAACUGCUCUCUGUAUUAAAAUUGGGAAACUACAAGUCGGGGGACACCGUUGAUUAUUAUGACGAAUGAUUGUAUCAAAUAAAAGUCGAAUAAAUCUGCUUUGAAACUUG